AUGAAAAAGUCACAGGUUCUUACAGUGAUUUUACUUAUGGUUUUGGUCGAGUCAGGCCUAGUCAAAGUGACUAUGGCACACCCAUGCGGCCGAACUUUUUUGUCGGCGUUGAUUCAACUCGUGCCCUGUAGACCAUCAGUGGCGCCGUUUAGCACAUUGUCUCCAAACAAGCUAUGUUGCGCUGCCAUCAGGAUGCUUGGUCAGCCUUGUCUAUGCGUUCUUGCCAAGGGACCACCUAUCUCUGGCGUUGACCGCGCUCUCGCGCUCCAGAUACCUGGAAAAUGCUCUGCCAAUUUCCCUCCAUGUAACUAA
Microthlaspi erraticum is the source of this 312-nucleotide messenger RNA. NCBI's taxonomy places the organism in Eukaryota, Viridiplantae, Streptophyta, Magnoliopsida, Brassicales, Brassicaceae. The record is from the annotation of a GenBank genome assembly.